AUAACAGCUGUCCCCACCCCCUUUUUUCCAUGGUUUUAAGUCGACACCAGAAGAAAACAAAAUAAGAAAAGAGAACAUCCCCUUGGACCCCCUUCUCUUUGCCCUUGCCCUCCCUUUUAACCCCAGACCUCUUUGAUCGAGAUCACCAACCCGUAUUACUACAGGGGCAAGCAUAAAGAACUGGACACGCAUAUUGAGAGAGUGAUCCAUCAAGAGAACACAAAGGAAAAGGGUCCAUUCACCUUUGUGGCUCUUGAAGAGAAUUUACUAAAGAGAAAAUAAAAAAAGAAAGAAGAAAGAACAGGAUAUAAAUAAGCAGGCAAGUGCAAAAUAAGGUUUGUGUAGGCAGUGUAUCAACGAGUGAGGAUAGAAAAAAACAAAAGAAACGCUUAAAAGGGUUUCUGUUUCCAAAGGCAAACUGUAAGUGUGGAGUGGAAGAGCUUAAAACAAAGGGAAAAAAAAGGACUUACACCUCCAUAUAGAGAGAUAAAGAGAGAGGGACUUCUAGAGAGAGAGACAAAGAGAUGGUGGGCUCAGGAGGAGCAGAUAGGAGCAAAGAAGCUGUUGGGAUGAUGGCCCUUCAUGAGGCCCUCAGAAGCGUCUGUCUCAACUCAGACUGGACUUACUCGGUCUUCUGGACUAUUCGUCCUCGCCCAAGAGUUAGGGGUGGUAAUGGUUGCAAGGUUGGAGAUGAUAAUGGAAGCUUGAUGUUGAUGUGGGAAGAUGGGUUUUGCCGAGGGAGAGUUGGAGAUUGUCUGGAAGAAAUUGACGGAGAGGAUCCUGUCAGGAAAGCAUUCAGCAAAAUGUCCAUUCAGUUAUAUAAUUAUGGAGAAGGGUUAAUGGGAAAGGUUGCCUCAGAUAAGUGCCAUAAAUGGGUCUUCAAAGAACCUACUGAAUGUGAACCAAAUAUUUCCAACUACUGGCAAAGUUCAUUUGAUGCUCUUCCUUCUGAAUGGACAGAUCAGUUCGAGUCUGGUAUUCAGACCAUUGCUGUCAUACAAGCUGGCCAUGGCCUUCUACAACUGGGCUCCUGCAAGAUCAUACCUGAAGACCUUCAUUUUGUACUAAGAAUGAGGCAUACGUUUGAAUCUCUUGGCUACCAGUCUGGUUUCUACCUCUCCCAUCUCUUCUCUUCGACCAGGAACACUUCCUCUUCUUCCUCAAUACCUACUAAGCAAUCUGCAAUUCCAACCCGCUCAACGCAGCCCCUUUUCAACUGGGGUCAAAGACCACUUCCAUCUGCAGCAGGUUCUUUGCUUUCUUCACAGAAUUUUCAAAACCCUGCGGCUAGACUUGGAUUUCCACAAGCCAAAGAUGAGCCCCAUAUGUUUAUCCUUCCCCAUUCAUCUGAAACCCGAAUGGAAGAGAUGAUGGGAGAGCAUGAAAAUGACAUCAAAUGGCCCAAUGGUUUGUCUUUCUUCAAUGCUCUCACCGGACGGGCAGAUGAUGCCAAGCUUUUGUUUAACCCUGAGAGCUUAGGAAACAAAGGAGACCGCAAUCACCACCCUCAUAUCCUUGAAGGGAAGAAUCCAAAUCCAAAUUCAGAUGCUUCAAAUAUGAACAAUGCUGGUGGUAUGAAUCCCAACGAGUUCUUGAGCUUAGAUUGCCAUCCUGAUAGUGCAAGGAAAAUGGAAAACAAGUUCAAAAGGAGCUUUACUUUGCCUGCAAGAAUGACUUCAUCAUCUUCCACAUCGGUUGACCACCAUCAGCACCAUCCUGUGGAGUACAGGAAUCCCGAAUCAGGGGUGUACUCAGACGUCAUGGAUACUUUCUUGGAGUGAAAUCUGCCUUAGAUGGGGAAAGGAUGAGAACUUGUAUCUAAGGAAAAAAAAAACAAAAAACUUUUGUGCUUUUAGCACUGGGACUCUAAUGUUUGUUUUAUUAUGUUCUUUUACUACUUUGUGUUUCCUUUGUUAA
Molecule: messenger RNA, 1917 nt
Organism: Populus nigra (black poplar)
Lineage: Eukaryota; Viridiplantae; Streptophyta; Magnoliopsida; Malpighiales; Salicaceae
Product: protein RICE SALT SENSITIVE 3
Exons: 7
Coding region: 525-1781 (418 amino acids)
Source: RefSeq, a predicted model, not a curated record